Messenger RNA from Lycium ferocissimum, 456 nucleotides. RefSeq lists its product as uncharacterized. Lineage: Eukaryota; Viridiplantae; Streptophyta; Magnoliopsida; Solanales; Solanaceae. Bases 1 to 456 code for a protein of 151 amino acids. The record is from RefSeq and is a predicted model, not a curated record. The transcript has a single exon.
AUGAAGUUGGAUGGCGCCUUGUGGGCAUAUUGCACAGCCAACAGAACCCCCAUCGGAGUUUCUCCUUACAGGUUGGUUUAUGGGAAGGCGUGCUAUCUGCCGGUUGAGUUAGAGCAUAAAGCGUAUUGGGCAAUCAAAAAGCUCAACCUUGAUAUGAGCUUAGCGGGAGAGAAGAGGUUGCUACAAUUACAAGAGCUUGACGAGUUCAAAUUAGGGGGAUAUGAGAAUGCAAAGCUGUACAAGGAGAAGACAAAGAGAUGGCAUGACAAGCACAUACAAUAUCGUGAAUUUGUACCAGGGCAGCAGGUACUACUCUUUAACUCUAGGCUGCGGUUAUUUCCUGGCAAGCUAAAGUCCCAAUGGGAUGGACCGUUUGUGGUGACUAGAAUCACACCCCAUGGUGCUGUCGAAAUACAAACUAUGGAUGGGGUGCGCAAGUUCUUGGUAAAUGGAUAG